Paracoccidioides brasiliensis Pb18 is the source of this 879-nucleotide messenger RNA. RefSeq lists its product as uncharacterized. Bases 1 to 879 code for a protein of 292 amino acids. The transcript has 3 exons. The record is from RefSeq and is a predicted model, not a curated record.
AUGCCUCGAUCAAUCAGCACCGUCUCCUCCCUCACGCGCACCGUUUCCUCCACCAGCCUCAAGAGCCUGCAUGAAAACCCCGUGCCAGUCGUACCCCUGCAAUUCCGCCUCCCCAAACCAGAACCUGCCACUGUCAAACAGAUCAAAAAUGGCAAAGAUACCACAGGCGGUGGCGUGCAGACCUCCAUCUCUGAAAUCCCAAAACGCAAACCCGUCCCCCCUCCUAAGGAAACAUACCAAGAUGGCCCCUCUCUGGAAAAUGGCACACUCAAACCUCUUUCCACCUUUGAGCGUUUCAAGCAUUCAUUCAUCCAAUUGAGGACGGCAUGGCCGCCUGCCGCUGUCAUUAACAACUUGAAGAUCGCAAAUAUCAAAGAAAAUCUCCGCUUUAAUGGAGAUAAGAAGAAACAGCGUUUGUUCCUUGGCGGUGUCAUUGGUGCUGUAUUCCUCCUCAUCCUCAUCAUCGGGCUGGCGGCGGGCCUGUCAAAACAGAAUAGAUCCCCGUCCAACCUCCCCCUCCCCACCAACCACGGCGGUCCCUACACCGGCGACCUCACCUACUACGACCCAGGACUGGGUGCCUGUGGAAUUGACAGCAAGUCCUCCGACGCCAUCUGCGCCGUCUCGCACUUCCUAUACGAUGCUGUCAGCACGAGCUCGAAUCCGAAUCUAAACCCGCUGUGCGGGAAGAAGCUGCGGUUGAGGAAGGGUGUGAAGAGUGUGGAUGUGACUGUUGUGGAUAGAUGUGUUGGAUGUCAACCGACCGAUAUCGAUGUGUCGAUCAGUGUCUUUACGCAGUUGGCGCUGGAGGAGCGUGGCCGUGUAGGUGUCGAGUGGGCGUGGUUGGAGGAUACGCCUCUGCGAGCUCCAACGGGGUAG